UGCCUAAUUGUAAUGGGUAUGGGGACCGUAUGGUAAAUCAUUUUAGACAUUUUCUUAACCAAUUAAGGGUCACACAUGCAUGAUACAUGUACAUAAUGCAGUGUGGUAUAUAAUAAGUCACAGUACCUUUUACACGAGGCUCAUAGUUGAGAUAACCAGAGAGGAGGAUAGAGACGAAAAGAAGGAAAACAAUAAAAGACAAAACCAAAGACCGGCGGCCUUUCUUCUUUCUAUUAGUGCUGCCGACGGUGCAAUCGCCUCCCAAGGAUUCACAGCGAUUAGAUGGUCUAGAUCUACCAGAGCUGGCUUGACAAUAGUUCCAAAGUCCAAUACUCUGUCUCCACUGAGAGAUAUCAAUCAUUUCGAGGCUUGUUUUUCAGUGCUAGUUCACUUGUUUGCUAGGACUAGGUUGUCUGUUAUUACACGAACGAACGGGGCCUAAUAGGCGUGCCAGCAUUUUACAAUCUACCCGUAGAUCUACAUCCUUGAAUUGGUAGAGUAUAACUGAGAAGACGCUCAUAAUACCGUAGCUCUCCUACCUAAAGGAAUGGCUGCUCGUGAUAAUUUUGGGAAACAGUUGUAUAUUGCUGCUCAUGAUGGAAACAUUAAAGCAAUGAAGUCUGCCCUCUCCAAUGGGGCAGACAUUAACUGGGAAAACCCUGAUGAUCUAAACUACACUCCAUUGCAUAUUGCCGCUUGUUUUAACAAGCUUGAGGCAGAUUCAGUGCAGUUUUUAAUCAGAAAUAACGCUAAUAUAGAGUCUAGAGAUACUUCAGGAUUCACUCCUCUCAUGAGAGCAGCUGUUAAUGGAAGCUCACAGUCAUUGAUAAUCCUCCUUCAGAAUGGAGCAAAUGCGACUGCAAUUAACAAUGAUGGUAAGACUGCUCUUGAUAGGGCGGAGCUACAUGGUCAUACUGUUGUAGUUCACAAACUGAGAGAACAUGCAG
Messenger RNA from Amphimedon queenslandica, 947 nucleotides. Its product is annotated as arf-GAP with coiled-coil, ANK repeat and PH domain-containing protein 2-like. Gene Ontology annotation, molecular function: protein binding. The annotation marks the transcript as partial. The transcript has 5 exons. The record is from RefSeq and is a predicted model, not a curated record. NCBI's taxonomy places the organism in Eukaryota, Metazoa, Porifera, Demospongiae, Haplosclerida, Niphatidae.